This is a messenger RNA of Saccharomycodes ludwigii, 1233 nucleotides long. RefSeq lists its product as uncharacterized. Lineage: Eukaryota; Fungi; Ascomycota; Saccharomycetes; Saccharomycodales; Saccharomycodaceae. The transcript has a single exon. The record is from RefSeq and is a predicted model, not a curated record. Gene Ontology annotation, molecular function: protein binding. Bases 1 to 1233 code for a protein of 410 amino acids.
AUGCCCUCUUUACUUAACUCCAGAUCAUUUGGAUCCAACAAUUGGUGCAUUAAAUUUGAAACAUUGUCAAACAAUAACAAUGUUAAUAAUCUGUUAGUGUCUUUAAGCAAUGGUGAAUGCCAUGUUUUAGAUAAAAAUACUUUACAAUCAACUACAGUUGCCAAAGUCGGGAAUUCCACUAUUACUGGAAUGAUCAAUUUUGCAAAUGAUAAUGACAUGACUAACCUAUUUGCUGUAUCAUGUGAUAAGACAGUCAAAAUUUUUGAUAUCAGGACACCAACAAAAGCUGAAGUUGUUACCACGCUUAAUUCAAAUUCCCCCAUAACUGCAUUAACCUAUGAUCAUAACAUAUUAUGUUAUGGUACUGAAUUAGUAGGAGCAGAUGCGUCCAUUCACAUGUUUCAUAAAAAAGCCUUUGGUGGAACACCGUACAGGUCUUUUCUUGAUAGCCAUAAUGCUGAUAUUACUUGUUUAAAAUUCCAUCCACAAGAUCCAAUGAUUUUCAGCAGUGGCGGCACUGAUGGAUAUUGUAAUAUUUACGAUUUAACUCAAGAAGAUGAAGAAGAUGCUUUGCAUCAAGUCAUAAAUUUUUCUAGUAUACACUCCUGUGGAUUCAGUUCAUUUAAUAGAAUUUAUGCUUUAAGUCAUAUAGAGACCUUUGCUAUUUAUAGCUUGAAUGAUAAAAGUGAUCAACUUAAUGAAAAACCUGCAAAAGAAUUUGGGGACUUAAGGAAAUCUUUGCAAUGCAACUAUAUUGUAGAUCUAUAUCCUGGUCUAAUUGUAGCAGGUAGUAACAACAACUCAAUAAAAUUAAUUCCAUUUGAUAGUGAAACUGAGAAUUUUAACACUUCUAAGCAUAUUGAAAUAGACAAUUGUCAAAACGGGGAGGUUGUAAGAGAUAUAUUUAUACCAGUGGGUAACAAUAGUAACAAUUUGAUAUAUACAUGUGGGGAAGAUGGCUUUGUUAAUUGCUGGAAGGAUGAUAGGAUAUCUAGUUUGAAAUUACCCUCUUCCUUCUGGGAUUACUCUGAAAAUAUUGAAGUAUUUGGGAAUACAGUAGUUGAGGUUGAUAUGGACGAUGAUGCUAACCCUGUUGAAGAGAAGAGAAGAAACAUUACUGAGGAGACUGGUAUUGAUAAACAUAAACGUAAAAAAAAAUAUGAUAAAAACGACAAACACAAGAGUAAAAAGUAUAGUCGUAAAGAUGAAGAUCAUCGUUAUAAACCAUAUUAG